GAAAUAACUGCCGCCGGACAAGAUAGAGGCCAGAACUGCGCAGCUUCCGAGGUAUUACAUGAUAGACACAGCACCGGUGGUAUGCCGCAAGAUAAGCCUGGGAGAUAGAAGGGGAACCGACAAUGAAUGGAAAAACAGGACCAGCGUCGGACACGUUCGCAUACUCAAUCGCAAGAUGACCUCAUUUCUAACUUGUACCAGCUCAUCUGGGACCUACCCUGGGCUAUUAGAACAGAAGGGUACUUAUCUCGCAUAACAUGCCCACUUGGGAACAGAACCUGGACAAGCGCGUCCGCUGCCUAUCGUAUCUGGAAUACUUAUCGUCUCCGCCCGCUGAGAGAUAGCUAUAUUGGAAUACGCUCGAGGACCAAUCCUAGCCCGAGGCCCUUAUCUGCUUCUCCACGCCUCCGCCUGCGCACCAGAUAGCGCAUCUUGCUCACCUCUAGCGUUUCUUCUGGUCCCGUCCAUCUCGCUCGUCCAAUCUUUCAAUCUCUCCAUUCUAUCUCUCCUUAUUACUCCAUGACGCUCCCUGUACAGAGCAAUGCACGUUCUACUGCGUCUGCAAAUCCGAAGGGAAGCAACAUUUCUCCCCAGUCGCCUUGCACACAUACCUUCGACGAAUGGCGCACCUUUUCAACGUCCUAUUCCGCACAGCGAACCGUCUCUGGAAAGUAUGGCGUCGACUUUCGUUUUGCUCCCGAGCCGAAUGGAGAUGAACGGAGAGCACUCAAGCUACUUGAUAUCGCGACAAAAUGUCUAGGUCCGAGAGCCAUCAAGAAAAAUGCGGAGCGAUUUGAUUAUGUCGAAAAUUACAGUGCCAGGACGAAUCAUGCAUAUCCAUGCGCGACGCCCAGUGCGCACAUUCAGGGUGCCCAGGCUCCGGGUAAAGGUGUAGCUCAAGCAGACCCAUCCUCAUCCUCACCUUCUUCCUCACGCUCAAAAACACCGCGCGCUUCGCCCACAGACCUAGAUCACCUCGCCUUCUUCAAUUUCCCGGACGACGUCACCCCAGGACCCCCAGAUAAGGACGUCGAACAUGAGCACGAUACGGACCCAGACACGGACACUGGGAGCGAAAGAGAGCUGCGAAUCGAAGACUUAGAGGCACCAUUCGCACUACAGCAACUCGGGAGGAAUUUGACUGUCCGUGGGAGGCAGAGAGGGCGGCGGAGAGACAGAGCUGAGUCGACCUCUACUUCGACUACUGGUUCAGGCUCUGGCUCGGGUUCAGCGCCUGGCUUCGCACCGAUGGCUGCAUUGACGCCUCCGACAGCCAACAGGACAAAUAUCAAUACUGGGUCGACGUCGCUUCCUACACCAACACAUGUAACGCCGACUGCACCAGCAACUUCAAACCAGAGUUCUCCACUCCGUCCUGUGUAUGGGCGUCGCGGCCCAAGCGCAGUAUCCGAGUCUGGUGCAGGCACUAUUGGUGGUGCCGGUAGUCCUUCAGACUUCGGUGUCGGCCUGUCUGCUGCUGCACGUGCGAGAGAACGCGCGAGAGGGAUUGGAACGCCCAGGAGCGAACCUGAUUCAAGUCUGGCGAUGGGCAUGAGAGCGUUGCCAACGGGAGCUAUGUCAGGAUCGAGCCUUGGAGCGUUUAACGUGGGAGCUUAUGGGUAUCGCUAUCCUGCCCAUCCUCCGUACCCGCCUUCAUCUGCAACGACCGGUAUUGUUCAGAACACGGGUGCGGGUGCAAAUGCAAAUAUUCAAGCCGUGACUGGCAUCUCGACAAGUGCGACACAACGACAAGGAAACACUUAUGCAUCGCAAUACCGAGGACAAGGAGGCAGCAAAAUACCUAACUACUCUUUAGGUUCCAUCAAAGCCGAGGACACUUCAUUGUCAGCUCUACAACGUCAAGCAUACACAUCGCCAUUCGCAGCAAAUUCAAACAUAAAUCAAAAUCAGCGAUGGGCGGGAGCAUCGACGACGACGGGAACGACUGCGACGGAAGACAUGGGUAUGGAUAUGGACAUCGACAUGGGUGGGUGGGCUCGUGUUUCGGAUCCUCUGCCUGGGAUGAACUUUAGUGAGAUGAUAGCCUCCACUCCGUACGCAUCAGGUCAAAACCAGACUCAGAGCCAAAGCCAGAGUCGCAUUGCGUACGGACCCGGACCCGCACAUGCGUACCAACAACAGCAACAACAAACCCAGUAUGCUGUCCAUGCACAACAACAAAUGUCAUACGGCGUACCUCAGGCGCAUCAACAGGACGUACAAAUGUCCUAUUAUGCAUCGCCCAUGAUGUCGAACCCUAGCCCAAGCAUGACAUCGAGCUCGACUAUGAGCACAAACCCCGGGUUGAACAUGAGUCCAUCUCGGUGGAAAGCGAGCAAUACAAGUCCGAGUACGCAAGUCACGAUGAGCUCGUCUUCUGCUGUUAUGGGCCAGAGUCGAGCUCAAAGUCUUGGACAAGGUCAGGGGAGGACGGGAUACUGGCCGACAUCAGACAUGAGGAGCGGGAAUUGAAAUAACAAUUUUUUAUCCCAUCGAAUAAUGAGAUGGAUGGAGAGUGUUGUGUUCCGAGAUAAACGAAAGGCUCGCGAGCGACGCUGGACUCGUGAACCAACACUGUAUUUGUUGAGACAAUUGUGAGGAUAGCAGGAGUUCUUUUACGAAAAGGAGUAUUAAUUACAUUAGUUUCGUCAUGACAAUACUUCUUCCUUCUCUCCUUUUUCUCCUUUUAUCUGACACUAUUCAAACAUCGUAUUUUUUUCGCCUCACACCAAUGUCCUCGUUCCUGUACAUAUCGCACCAUUACAACUAAAAUCCUUGUUCGCAUUCAUGUUCACACUUCAUGCAGCACUUUUUUUCGUACGUAAUUAUUU
This is a messenger RNA of Fomitiporia mediterranea MF3/22, 2831 nucleotides long. RefSeq lists its product as uncharacterized. Bases 520 to 2472 code for a protein of 650 amino acids. Lineage: Eukaryota; Fungi; Basidiomycota; Agaricomycetes; Hymenochaetales; Hymenochaetaceae. The transcript is spliced from 3 exons. The record is from RefSeq and is a predicted model, not a curated record.